AUGAGAUUGAUAAUACGUCAGGACUACGAUGAAGUCUCCACCUAUGUUGGCAAGUCCAACUACGUAAAGGAACGCAUCAGCCAGUUUGCACCUACACCAGACCGACCUUUUGUUCUCGGGUUACCUACAGGCUCGUCGCCGGUUGCAACGUACCAAAAAUUAAUUGCUCUGUAUAGAGAAGGUCAAGUCAGUUUCGAGAACGUUGUGACGUUCAACAUGGACGAAUACGUUGGCCUUCCGCGUGACCAUCCAGAAUCAUACCACUCAUUCAUGUGGAAUAACCUAUUCUCGCACAUCAACAUCAAACCUGAAGGCGUUAAUAUUUUGGACGGCAAUGCACCUGACCUGGAUGAAGAGUGCAAGCGGUUUGAAGCUAAAAUAGCACUUGUUGGUGGCAUCGAGCUCUUCUUGAGCGGAAUCGGACCUGAUGGACAUAUCGCAUUUAACGAGCCGGGUUCCUCGUUAACUUCUCGCACACGCGUAAAGACGUUGGCAUACGAAACAAUUAUUGCAAACACGCGCUUUUUUGAUGGCGAUGUCGCCAAAGUCCCUAAACUAGCAUUGACUGUCGGUGUAGCCACUAUUAUGGACGCCCGCGAAGUAAUGGUCAUUAUAACUGGUGCACACAAGGCAAUUGCUCUUGGGAAAUGCAUCGAAGAAGGUGUUAGCCACAUGUGGACCGUGUCAGCUAUCCAACUUCAUCCUAAAGGCAUGAUUGUGUGCGACGAAGAUGCUACACUGGAGUUGCAUGUCAAGACCGUCAAAUACUUCAAGUCGAUUGAACACGUUCACCAUGCCUUGAUAGGCAGUGAGAAUAUAUCUUUGCAAGGUAAUAUAUUUAGCAAGAGAAAGCAUGAACAAUGA
Molecule: messenger RNA, 864 nt
Organism: Zychaea mexicana
Lineage: Eukaryota; Fungi; Mucoromycota; Mucoromycetes; Mucorales; Lichtheimiaceae
Product: glucosamine-6-phosphate isomerase
Exons: 5
Coding region: 1-864 (287 amino acids)
Biological process (GO): N-acetylneuraminate catabolic process; N-acetylglucosamine catabolic process; D-glucosamine catabolic process
Cellular component (GO): cytoplasm
Molecular function (GO): glucosamine-6-phosphate deaminase activity; identical protein binding
Source: RefSeq, a predicted model, not a curated record